Gavialis gangeticus (Gharial) is the source of this 1562-nucleotide messenger RNA. RefSeq names its product BEN domain containing 4 (gene BEND4). The coding region runs from base 124 to 1368 and encodes 414 amino acids. Gene Ontology annotation, molecular function: DNA binding. The record is from RefSeq and is a predicted model, not a curated record. Lineage: Eukaryota; Metazoa; Chordata; Crocodylia; Gavialidae. The transcript is spliced from 6 exons.
UCUCCCUCCAGGCAUUGGCGAGGCCGCCUGUCAAUCACGCCAGCACCCAGCGCACCGGGCGCCGCGGUGCCACAGACACAGGCGGCGGCGGCGGCGGCCACAGCCCGGGGAGCGGCGCGGAGAAUGGAGGAGGAGAUGCAGGCGGCAGCGGCGGCGGGCGGGGAGGAGGGGCGCAGCCUGCCCAAGAUGUACCGGCAGCGGAGCCCCUACAGCGUGCUCAAGACCUUCCCCGGUCUGGACUUAAGUCCUGAGAGUCGUAUGAUUCUGGAUGCCUUUGCCCAACAAUGCAGCCGGGUUCUUAGUCUUUUAAAUUGCGGUGGAAAACUGAUGGACAGCAAUCACUCUCAGUCCAUGAUUUCUUACAUAAAGCAGGAAAGCACAAGUUAUAGUGAAAGACAAGAGCAGUGUCAGCUUGGGAAACUUGUCCAUAGUCAGACACCAGACAAUUUAGACAUAGAGAUGCAGUAUAUGCAAAAGAAACAACAAACCUCAGCCUUUCUGAGGGUUUUUACUGAUUCUCUCCAGAACUAUUUGCUUUCUGGGAGCUUUCCAUCUCAGAACACCUCAUCAGUAAAUGAUUUUGGCCAUUUGGCAGAUGUGGAUCCACUUUCAACUUCUCCAGUACACACUUUAGGUGGAUGGACCUCCCCAGCAACCUCUGAAUCCCAUGGACAUCCGUCAUCUUCCACACUUCCAGAGGAGGAAGAGGAGGAGGAGGAGGAAGGGUACUGUCCCCGAUGUCAAGAGCUAGAACAGGAGGUAAUUUCACUGCAACAAGAAAAUGAGGAACUCCGAAGAAAACUGGAGAGCAUUCCAGUGCCCUGCCAGACUGUUUUAGAUUAUUUGAAGACUGUACUUCAGCACCACAACCAGCUUAUGAUACCACAGCCAACGGACCAUCCAACGGAGGGAAGCAAGCAGCUGCUGAACAACUAUCCUGUCUACAUCACUAGUAAACAGUGGGAUGAGGCUGUAAAUUCUUCAAAGAAAGAUGGAAGGCGACUACUUCGAUAUCUCAUCAGAUUUGUUUUCACAACCGAUGAGCUUAAGUACUCAUGCGGCCUUGGAAAAAGGAAAAGGUCAGUGCAGUCAGGAGAGACAGGUCCUGAAAGACGUCCUCUGGAUCCAGUAAAAGUAACAUGUCUCAGAGAGUUCAUUAGGAUGCAUUGUACUUCCAACCCUGACUGGUGGAUGCCAUCUGAAGAACAGAUAAACAAGGUGUUCAGUGAUGCAGUAGGACAUGCUCGUCAAGGGCGUGCAGUGGGGACUUUCCUUCAUAAUGGUAACUCAUAUUAUGAAGGGACUGACCAUCCAGGUUCACAAGAUGAAGUCUUCAAUAGGGGCAUGCAAGAUGGAUCUGGAGAUUGAAAGCAAAGCAAGAAAAACCAUACAACUGUAGCAGAUGUUUUAAACUAGAAGAGACUGUUGGUUAGAUAUACUUACCUUGAAAUCAUUUAAGAGUCCAAAGCAUGUUCAAACUCAUACUGCAAACAUUCCGGCUUUUCCAUCCUACCCAGUGCCCCAGUUAACAAAGACAUCUAUUACAAGGCCUACCUGUGGAA